GGAAGUCUUAAAACUGAAAAUAAACAAAGAUUUUCUAAGUAAAUUUAUAACUGGAAUCUGAAUAUUGCAGAAAAUCUGUCAGUUCCAUUAUGGCAACAACUUUGGAACAACCAACAACUGGUGGCAAUUUCGAUUCCUCCGACGACGAAGGUGAAAUCGACUUGUCGCCUUUUAAAAUAGCGUGGUUAGAUCUGGGUUGUGAAGUGUGUGAUGAGAAAUUGGCGAUAUCUGCUCUGCCUGGUUGCCGAUUUAAAAAUACAUGGAGGAGUGUCAAACACGACUUGAAAUGUAUUCGAGAUGAAGGUAUCAAAGAAGUCUUUUGUUUGUGUUCAAAGGGAGAACUUCACAAAUAUAGGGUUACUGGCUUGCUACAAGAAUUUGCUGAAGCUGACAUCAAUGUUCAUCAUUACCCUUUCCCUGAUGGUAUGACACCAAGUUUCCCCAAUCUCAUGAAAAUGCUGGAUGAAUUAAGAGCUAAUCUGCUUAACGGAAACAAAUGUUUGGUUCAUUGCUAUGGUGGUUUGGGCAGGUCAUGCUUGGUAGCAGCAUGUCUAAUAAUGCUUAUAGAUGAAAAGAUUUCACCUGAAGAUGUCAUCAAGAAAGUAAGAGAUCUACAAGGUCACAGUGCCGUCCAGUCAGUCAAACAGUUCAACUUCAUCAAUGAUUUUAGAGACAUGUUGGAAGACUUUAAGAAAGAUAAAAGUGAUGAAAAUGGUGAAACUAGAUCUGUAUCUCGUUAAUAAAUAUUUUUUAUAAGC
Molecule: messenger RNA, 758 nt
Organism: Lottia gigantea (owl limpet)
Lineage: Eukaryota; Metazoa; Mollusca; Gastropoda; Lottiidae
Exons: 1
Coding region: 90-740 (216 amino acids)
Biological process (GO): protein dephosphorylation
Cellular component (GO): nucleus
Molecular function (GO): protein tyrosine phosphatase activity
Source: RefSeq, a predicted model, not a curated record